Knipowitschia caucasica is the source of this 783-nucleotide messenger RNA. The record is from the annotation of a GenBank genome assembly. Lineage: Eukaryota; Metazoa; Chordata; Actinopteri; Gobiiformes; Gobiidae.
AUGAAAGCAGAGGACCUGUCUAACGAGCUGCCCUCGGCUCCCCACGCGGUGCCCUUUGACCCCUUGCCUGCCGAGGCCCUGCGUCUGGAGGCGGCCUCUCCACAUUACCACGACAACCAGCUGCAAGUCAAGGUCUUCUGGAAGUGGCCUUAUCACUCCAAGCAGAGACACCCGGGUUCGUACGUCCUGCGCUGGCUCCCACACACCUGCUCACGUAACGCCAGCGGUGAGGAGAGGAGCGCCACGGUCAAGGGAACUCACCAUACCAUUACUGCGCUGCUGUUUGCUUGCAAGUACCGGGUUUCCGUGGCCAUGGCGUCCGAGCCGGCAACAGAAGCGGUGGCCUGGGUGACGACCCCGAGCUGCUCCAGCGUCCGGCUCCAGGGAGGAGAGAGUCUUUCCUGCAACAGUGGAGAGCUCCCCCUGGUGGGUAGAAAGGUGUCCCUGCGUCCGGAGCGCCUCACCGCAGACUUCCAACAGGCCAACGGGACUCUGCUCGGGACGUUCCGCUGGAGGAUGUCCCCACACGCUCUGGAGCUGUCUGCUGUGGAGGCCUUCCAGUUCACCUGGACCCUGCAGUCCCCGGUCACAUCCAGCUCCAGAGAGGACAUGCUCAUCUCCCAAACACAGACCAUAGCAGCGUUUCAAAGAUCUAUAACGGUGUCGAGUCUCCAACCUGACAGCGACUACCAGCUGCAGCUCCAAGUCCUGACAGCAGGGGGCAGCACGGGCGCAGCGGUCUCCAAAAGCAUCCACACUCCCGCCACGCAAGCUUCUCUUUGA